This is a messenger RNA of Nanorana parkeri, 494 nucleotides long. It is a transcript of the gene MRPS16, whose product is annotated as mitochondrial ribosomal protein S16. The transcript has 3 exons. Gene Ontology annotation, biological process: mitochondrial translation. Gene Ontology annotation, molecular function: structural constituent of ribosome. The record is from RefSeq and is a predicted model, not a curated record. NCBI's taxonomy places the organism in Eukaryota, Metazoa, Chordata, Amphibia, Anura, Dicroglossidae. Bases 1 to 402 code for a protein of 133 amino acids. Gene Ontology annotation, cellular component: mitochondrial small ribosomal subunit; ribosome.
AUGGUUCAUCUAACAUCCCAGGUAUUGCGCCGUUAUUAUGGAGGUCAUGUUGUCAUCCGAAUGGCUCUCGGGGGAUGCGCCAACAGACCGUUCUACCGUAUUGUUGCUGCCUACAAUAAGCGAGCACGGGAUGGAAAGCACUUAGACAAACUGGGGACAUACGAUCCACUGCCCAAUGUAUAUAAUGAGAAACUCGUAAGCCUGAACAUUGAGAGGAUUAAAUAUUGGAUGGCCUCUGGAGCACAGAUUACCAAACCUGCUGCAAAACUUUUAGGACUUGCAGGGUUCUUUCCAUUACAUCCAAUGACCAUCACAGACGCUGAAAGAUUAAGGAAAGCGAAAGAGAUGGCAGCUGAGCAACCUGAAGAGAAUUCUAGGGAAGAUGAGACGCAUCAGGGCUGAGUUUGCUCAUCCACUCAUCACUUGCAUUUAAACCAGAAAGACUUUGAGACUCUAAAAGAAGUUUUCCCCUCAUACGUGGCAGCCUGCAACCG